This is a messenger RNA of Anopheles coluzzii, 1060 nucleotides long. RefSeq names its product chymotrypsin-1-like. Lineage: Eukaryota; Metazoa; Arthropoda; Insecta; Diptera; Culicidae. The record is from RefSeq and is a predicted model, not a curated record. Gene Ontology annotation, molecular function: serine-type endopeptidase activity. The coding region runs from base 67 to 846 and encodes 259 amino acids. Gene Ontology annotation, biological process: proteolysis. The transcript has 3 exons.
ACUUUAGCUUGACAGUGUAGCAGAGGUUAGUUCUGUGCGCGUCUGGGAAGUGGAACGUUAAUCGAGAUGAUUUUGCCGCUAGUAGCUACGUUUGCGUUUAUUGGACUAGCGCAGGCUGGUCCAAUCGAUCAAUCAAAGAUCGUCAACGGUACGGAUGCAGCAAUCGAAAACUAUCCAUUUGUUGUGUCUCUGCGUGGUGCUAGUGGAGGUCAUUCGUGUGGUGGCAGUAUCUUAAAUGAUCGCUGGAUUCUUACGGCUGCUCACUGCGUCGAUUAUACUACGCCCCUGUACCAGACGAUACAGGCGGGAAGGGCCGACAUUUCCCGGACUGAAGACGAAUCCGUAUAUGCGAUUGAGGAUGUUGUAAUUCAUCCCGGAUACAACCCCGCCGACAGCUAUAUUGAUGAUAUUGCUCUGCUGAAACUGCGCAAACCGCUGGUGUUUAGUGACCAGGUGCAACCGGUUCGACUGCCGAAACGAUUUUUCGAAAUCGACGUGCAGGAGUCUAAUCUGGUGACGCUUGUUGGAUGGGGCCGCAAUGCUUCAGAUGGACCAGUCCAGACCACUUUGCAGGAGAUCGAUUACUAUGCAGUGCCGAACGAUGAAUGUAAUCGUAUCCACUCCAAUCACAUUUAUCCAACACAGAUUUGCGCAGCCGAGCCUGGCGGUGGAAAAGGCCAAUGCAGUGGAGAUUCUGGUGGUCCCUUGAUAUAUAAAGAAUUCCAGGUGGGCAUCGUUUCCUGGAGUAUUAAACCGUGUGCUAUCGCUCCAUAUCCCGGCGUGUUAACCAAGGUGUCGUACUAUGUUGAUUUUAUCAAUCAACAUGCUAGUGGUUAUAGUGUUUAAACACCUAAGCAGCAUCAUAUUUUUUCUGUGAACAUUCGCUUCCUCAACAAAGCUGUAGCUUGAACACACUUUAAAGAACAGACCACAACUUAUAUUCAUCUAUGUACCAGCGUUUGUUUAUUAUCCUUAAAAAUAAACUACGCUUUGUUACUCGAUUUGUUGAUAACUAAAAAUGCAAAAUGAAUAAACCUUUUCACAUAAAGCAAUUGAAAAA